Molecule: messenger RNA, 1893 nt
Organism: Harmonia axyridis
Lineage: Eukaryota; Metazoa; Arthropoda; Insecta; Coleoptera; Coccinellidae
Product: cyclin-A2
Exons: 5
Coding region: 170-1471 (433 amino acids)
Biological process (GO): mitotic cell cycle phase transition; regulation of cyclin-dependent protein serine/threonine kinase activity
Cellular component (GO): cytoplasm; nucleus; cyclin A2-CDK2 complex
Molecular function (GO): cyclin-dependent protein serine/threonine kinase regulator activity
Source: RefSeq, a predicted model, not a curated record
GUCAAUGAAAUUAACCGCCAUUCAGCUUUUAGAUUUUGUCGUUACUCGUUAUUUGUUGGGGAUGGAUAUUUAGGGAGUUCGUACUGUUUUUACUUCUUCGGUUUGAUUUUCCGCCAUUUUAAGCACAUUAAACUUGUGAAUAAAUUUUAACCUUUCUCGAACAGAACCAAUGGCCACUUUCAAAAUUAGUCAAGAUAAAGAGAAUCGUAUUCAAUUUUCUCACAAACAAGAUACUAUGGCCACCCAAAAACAACGGUCAGUUUUGGGAUUAUUAGACGGCAAUAAAGUUGGAGAGAAAGUUGAUAAAGGAGCACAAAAGCCGGUAUUUGGAGUAAGACGUGAUAAUGUUUUAUCUAACACCUAUGCAGUUCCACAACAACCACAGCAAAAUCGUCGUAAUUUUUUUCUUCCCGUUGCACAGUUUCAAGCUUUCAAAGUGUAUGAAGAUAGUCCAGAUCAGGAAUCAACAGAUCAGAAGCCAUUAGAUGAAAAAAUGAAUGAAGUUGUAGUAAUUGAGGAAGUUCCUCUGAAAGUGGAAGAAGUUAAGGAGGAGAAGAAAGCUUACUCUUUAUCUGAUUUGCGCCUGCCUCAAAGGUCUCCUAAAUUGGAUGAAACCUACUCUGAUGUUAGUUUUAAUGUAACGGACAAGCCUGAUGAAGCAGAAGUUGUAGAAUAUCAGACCGAUAUAUACCAGUAUAUGAGGUUUAUUGAGCGUAAGAACAGACCAAAACCUGGAUACAUGAAGAAGCAACCAGACAUCAGUCAUAAUAUGAGGACCAUUCUUGUUGAUUGGCUGGUAGAAGUUGCAGAGGAGUAUAGGUUGCAUACUGAAACAUUGUAUUUAGCCAUAUAUUUCAUUGAUAGGUUCCUCAGUUACAUGUCUGUAGUUAGGUCAAAAUUACAGCUUGUUGGAACUGCUGCCAUGUACAUUGCUGCGAAAUACGAAGAAGUAUACCCACCUGAUAUUACUGAAUUUGUAUACAUCACUGAUGAUACUUACACAAGAAGGCAACUCAUAAGAAUGGAACAUUUGAUUCUGAAAGUGUUGCAGUUUGAUCUAACAACACCUUCACCUUGUUCAUUCAUUAAAAUGAUGUCAAUAUUGGUUAAAGGUGAUGAAUCCAAAGUUAUUGAUUUAGCUAUGUACAUAUGCGAAUUAGGACUUUUGGAGGCUGAACCUUUCCUAGAGUUUCUCCCAUCUGUUCUUGGUGCAUCCUCUAUUGCAUUGGCUCAGUAUACUCUUGGAAAAGAUGUUUGGUCAGAAGAGUUUGUAGACGGGACCGGUUUCAAACUUGAACAAUUGACCAAGUGCAUAACCUUUUUAGAUGAUAUUCACAGAAAAGCACCAAAUAUGACACAGAAAGCAAUUCAAGAAAAGUACAAGUCACCAAAAUAUCAUGGUGUGUCUAAAAUCUUGCCUAGGGAAUUUAGUAUGGUAGAAGUUCCAUCAAUUGAAACAGACCAAAAAUAGGAACAAGGAUUUAAUUGAGUAACGCUUAGGAUUUUGCCUAUGAUUUUUUCAUGUGCCUUAGGACAUUACUUUAUUAAUUUAUCAUUUUUAGGUUUUACCUUUUUGUAUCCGAAAGAUACUUUUGACUCAACUGCAUGUUUUUUCUUUUUCAAAUUGGAAUAAAUGACGUUUGCAUUUUUUUUUUUAAUUAUAGAAUUGUUUUCUACAAGUCACAUAUUGUUAUAAAUAUGUUAUUAAAAUCUGUUAAAAAUGUUAUAUCUUUUGUAUUAUACUGGAACAUCUUUCUGACAUAAAAUUUUUGCUGAAGUUAGUCAUGAAAACCUUUGUGUUGUAAAUAUUAUUUAUUUUAUACUACAGAUUUUUAGAACUAAGUUUUGAGAGUAGGAAAUUGUAUGUUAUUCUAAUAAAAAAAAAACAAGGAC